This is a messenger RNA of Mesorhabditis spiculigera, 564 nucleotides long. The record is from the annotation of a GenBank genome assembly. Lineage: Eukaryota; Metazoa; Nematoda; Chromadorea; Rhabditida; Rhabditidae.
AUGUCGUCUGCUGAUGCUCGCCUCGAAGCCCCUGCCCCUGUCACUGACGCCGUUCAAUACGAUUUUGCGCCUAUCACCGACGCCGUGCAAUACAUCACCUGGGGCAUGCACGGAAAUCUCUACAUGGAACGCCAAUUCUGCGUUGGACCCAUGCUCAUCUUUGACGAAGGGAUCCCGGACCUCAUCGAAAACCAGCGGUUUUUCCGCAGAGUUCACUUGCCUUCUGGAGAGACGCCGCUUCGCAAGCGCUCGGAGAUGGUGCGCUACUUCUGGGAGAACAAUGGCGAGGGCGAGAUGCAGCUUAUCGCCUACUACCCUGCUACCGAAAUGGCUAAAGAAACUGCUCCUCCUGCUACCAUAUGCCCUGGUGCACCACCCCGCCGUCGGGCCAGCUCUCGUCUGUGCUCCAUUGCUGCUUCUGCGAAAAUCGCUGCUGAUGCUGCUGUGAAAAUCCCAUCUACGCCAACUUCUCGACCAUACAGGAAGGGCUUCGCCACCCCCAAGCGACCUGCACCCUCCAUGGCUGACUCCCUUAUCCGUGCCCCACGCCGUCUACGAUGCCAA